This is a messenger RNA of Radiomyces spectabilis, 2549 nucleotides long. RefSeq lists its product as uncharacterized. The coding region runs from base 124 to 2316 and encodes 730 amino acids. The transcript has a single exon. Lineage: Eukaryota; Fungi; Mucoromycota; Mucoromycetes; Mucorales; Radiomycetaceae. The record is from RefSeq and is a predicted model, not a curated record.
CUCAACUUGAAAGGGUUCUACUCACCUUUCCUUCUUUUUUUUCCCUUCUUCUUUAUUUUUGUGUAUUAUUUUUUUUCUUCCUUUCCAUUGACCUUUUGCCUAUUAUUAAUUUUUUUGUAUCUAAUGUCCUUCUGCCGUGCAUCGUUACCUCUAUCUCCGCCAUUGACGACGGAUCGGGAACUGUGUGAUUCACUCUACAAUAACAAAGAGGAAGAAGUACCUGCUUCAGCGCCCGUAUUUGAAGGUCAUCUUUACUUGUGCACAAAUAAAAGUGGAAAAAAGAAAUGGCAAUGGCGACUUUUCCGCUUUGACGGUACCUCAUUGAGCUGUUUAUCCAGCCGAAAAGUUAAAUUGCCGCCUGAUACUUUUAUUGAUAUGCCUGUUGAUCCCACUCUUCGAUUAACCCAACUCGACCAAGACCCAUGUUCCGCCACGUUAAAUCUAUCUUUGACCUCGCCAUUGCUAGCCACACCUAAAACCAACCAUCGCUUAUCGCUACUGAAACGUCGUCAUUCGGACCGAACUCACGGGCCCAAAUUAGCAAGCUAUUAUCAAUACCCUAAAUGGACGGUUGAUAUUACCAACAUUUCGUCCAUUUCUAUUCUCAAACCAGAUACACCAUCUUCCAAACAAAUCAACACAUUGCCACUACUCAACCUGACGCAGUCCCGAUGCUUUUGUGUUCGCACCUUUGACGGACAGUGUCACGUUAUGAAGGCACCAAAAGAUAAAGACCUCGAACGAUGGUUAUUUGUAUUGACCAAGAUGUGGAAAUAUGCCAAUGCGGUGCGGGAUCAAUUAUUGGCUCAAUCGCAGCCGAUGGCGCGACCGAUGAAUAGUAACGACUUGGUAGGUUAUCCGCCUCUGGCUACCGAUCCUAACGUCCCUACCACUGCGAUGCAUUCUGCGACUCCGCCACUCCGCGACUAUGGCAUUCCAUCUCCUGCGCAGGAGAAAUCCUUUUUCGAACCGUCCGACGCGCCCAAACAUUUAUCACUGGAAAAAGCCCAGUGGAUCGACGAAUGGAGCCGGUCCAUUGCGGAAUUGGUUGCUCAAGAUCCUCAUGUCGAAUUUGUCCCACCGCCCAUCGAAUCUAUUCCCGACGACGAUCAAAUGAGUCUCGGGAGUGGCAUGACCAGUAUCAGUGCUCGAGGCAAAGCAAAACCGGUCCUACCUGCUUAUGACCACCCACAGGGGGAAACACAGUGGAGAACACUGGAAAAGGAUAAGAACAAUAGCGACCACCCAACCCCGUAUCCGCAAGAGUCACCUGUGGAAGGUCGACCUCAUCCUGUACUCAGGAAGAAACGGUCCGACGAUGUGAAAAACUGGAUCACUCGACAAUCACCGACGGACCAAGCUCCUGGCGAGCAUCACCAUCGGUCACUAUCCCCCUCACAUCGUCGUCAAUCGCUGAAUAUCUUGUCCUCUAUGCGUCACGACGACCAACCAUCCAGUCCUCAUGUUUCUCAGCUACAGUCGUCUAAAAUCACCCGUCGAGCGUCGGCAGGUUUGAUAUCUCACUCCUUCACCAAUUACCGCAGCCAGAGCCAGCCACUGAGGGAUGAUAUCGACGACAAUCUAGGGAACGACGGCAUAUCUGUGCAUCCAACACCUCCCCUGCACCACCAAGACGGGUACAAUGACAUCCAUCGAAUCCAUCCGUCCUUGUUGUCAAGGACACCCAGUAUGCAAACCCUUCAACAGCAGCAUCAACAGCAGCGAGGAACGGCGGUGCAUCAACCUGGCGUUGAUGAUGAUGAUAUCAGUUUGGCCGAUUUACAACGUUCUUUACGACGGUUAAGCAUGAAUACUCCGCGACAACCACCGCGUCACAAGCUAUCAAGAUCGUCGAUGGACUUGCAGCGACCUUAUAGUGUAUCAUACGAUUCGCUGUCUCCGUAUUGUCAUCCUACUCAGGGUGCGACGGGCUUGAUGACAUCCCAUAGCACCAGAAACCGCAUGUCUCCACUAGUCGCCCCUGCUUUACCGCCGAUACCUAGAGCCUCCAGUACCCCAUUGACCACACAUCACUUGCUGAGCUAUCCAGCCAUGGUUGACACGUUGAAAGAAACCCAUCGUGUUCGUUACAGCUUGGAUGACCCACGUCUACCGCAUGCCAAACAUGCGCAACAAGCCUAUCCUUUUCACCCACUUUCCAGAUCCACAUGGGACAUGGCGCCGUGCCAAAAAUUGGCUCCUUUGAAGGUGAAAUCGCAAUCAAUAGACAAAGACAGAUCCCACGGCCUGGGCACUCAUUAUCAACGACACUCUGUUGAUCUAUUGCCUGAUCAAACACGGUAUUACAGGCCAUAAGAAAAAUAAAUGAAGCGGUUUUCGACAUGUAUCGGUGCCAGAAGAUCUUUUUUUUUUCCUUCCUUCCUUCCUUUCUCCCUCCCUCCCUCCUUUUUUCCCUUGCUCCUUUUCUCUAAUUGAUUCAUAGACUGAUUACUACAACGAAGCGAAAGAAAAAAAAAAAGAUGAUAAUUCAUUAUUAUACUACACAAUAACCGAGAGAAGCCAAAAAAAAAAAAAAAAAAAAAAAAAAA